AUGUUGAAAAAAUAGAUAGAAGAAGGAUAGUUUAUUAACGCUUUCAUUAAUAGAAAUAAUAAAUUAUUCUUCUUUGUUUGUUUGAUGAAUUCAAAACAUUUUAUGUAUUAUCACAGAGGUAACUAAAAAAGGGAAGAAUAUUAAUAGGUUAAUUUUUUAUAAGAACAAAUUAAAAUAGUAGGAUAAACAAAUCUUUAGUAGAAUAAUGAGUGGUGGUGGAAAUCUAUUUAAAUUUCAUCUUUUCAAGUUAAUUUUGGUGAUCAAUUUCAAAUGUUUUGA
Molecule: messenger RNA, 279 nt
Organism: Tetrahymena thermophila SB210
Lineage: Eukaryota; Ciliophora; Oligohymenophorea; Hymenostomatida; Tetrahymenidae
Exons: 3
Source: RefSeq, a predicted model, not a curated record